Molecule: messenger RNA, 1644 nt
Organism: Thalassophryne amazonica
Lineage: Eukaryota; Metazoa; Chordata; Actinopteri; Batrachoidiformes; Batrachoididae
Product: N-acetyllactosaminide beta-1,3-N-acetylglucosaminyltransferase 2-like
Exons: 2
Coding region: 269-1621 (450 amino acids)
Cellular component (GO): membrane
Molecular function (GO): hexosyltransferase activity
Source: RefSeq, a predicted model, not a curated record
AUGCCGUGCACAGCAGAGGAUCCCACAGCAGGUGAGCACAUGCUUCAUGCACUCAGUCGACCUCACCUGGGACGUGUUGCUGAGCUACAGGUGCUGCUUUACAAAAACACACGUUUUCCAUUCAAAGGCUGUUUCUCCUCGGUGGAUGUGGAUCUAAGCAGCACACUGUCGAGCGACCACCAUGACCAGAAUAUGACAAAAACUGGAGCCUGAAGGUCUUUCUGUCUUCUGCCUCAUUUGUAUCUGUUGGAUCUGUGCACGCUGGGAAAUGGGCAGAUGUUGCAAAUGCAAUGGGAGGUUGCUCUGCAUGUGUUUGCUUCCCUGCAUGAUGACCAGCCACUUGGUGAUUUACAUCAUGGUGUACAUAUUCGUCACUAUGUCAUACUCGCCUCCAAAAUUAAGCAUACACUACAUUGCCCCAGGCUUCUCUGCUAACUCUGGGACGCUAGCUUCCCAUCCACAGAGUCCUUUCUGGAAUCUUCGCCUGGAAGACAGCGCACUGUGGAAUGGGCUGCAGCAUGUUUGGGACCGUCAGUACAAUCCCAUACUGCGUGGAAACAUGAGUGAGAUUCAGAGGAAGCCAAAAGCCAAUCUGUUAUCAUCAGUCGAGGACAAAUGCUUUCCAAGCUGCAAAUUGGGCAAGUGUUCUGUCCCUCAUGUACAUGAUUUCGACAGUAUGCCGGAACAGCUGAGAGCCUUCAUCAGGUCAAUGCACUGCAGGGACUACCCGCUCCUCAUUAACCAGCCUGAUGCAUGCAGCCAAAACAACAGCUUGGGUCUGGAAACACCCACACUCCUGAUAGCUGUCAAGUCUCAAGUAGGGAACUUUGAAAACAGGCAGGCCAUCCGGGAAACAUGGGGGCGAAGUGGUCUGGUGAAGGGGGAAUUAAGUAGAAAAGGUACAGUAGUGCACACAUUGUUUCUGCUGGGGAGGCAGGACUCAAGCACAGGUCCUCACCCAGACCUCAAAAACUUGCUGGCGCUGGAGAACGAGAAGUAUGGGGACAUCCUGCAGUGGGACUUCAGAGACACUUUCUUUAACCUGACACUAAAGGACUUACUGUUCUGGCGCUGGCUCCAGCGAUACUGCCCCAACGCCAUCUUCAUCUUUAAAGGGGAUGAUGAUGUCUUUGUUCGAACGGACGCCGUUCUGGACUACCUGCACAAGCAGUGGGAGGAGCAUAUCCUCUGGAGGGAGUACACCAAUGACACUGCCGCUUUGACAGAUUUGUUUGUGGGAGAUGUGAUCAGCAACGCGAUGCCGAACCGUGAGCCAACCACCAAAUACUACAUACCAGAAAGUUUCUACAAAGGCGCAUAUCCGCCGUACGCUGGAGGAGGAGGCGUCAUCUACUCUGGCAAACUAGCACUGCGAUUACUAGAGGUGUCCAACAGAGUGCGCCUUUUCCCGAUAGAUGACGUGUACCUGGGCAUGUGCCUGCACAGACUCGGACUCUCCCCAAGUCACCACCCGGGUUUCUUAACAUUUGAUCUCCCAGAGUCAGAGAGGGAGAAUCCCUGUGCUUACAGAGCAGUUCUGCUGGUCCACAGACGGAGCCCCAAAGAGAUGCUGACACUGUGGAAGCAGCUCCACAAUCUGCCGGCUAAAUGUGGAAGCUAAUUUGCCAUACAAAUAGGACUGGU